Messenger RNA from Magnolia sinica, 477 nucleotides. Its product is annotated as histone H2B.8-like. Gene Ontology annotation, cellular component: nucleosome. Gene Ontology annotation, biological process: nucleosome assembly. Gene Ontology annotation, molecular function: structural constituent of chromatin; DNA binding; protein heterodimerization activity. The coding region runs from base 1 to 477 and encodes 158 amino acids. The transcript is spliced from 2 exons. The record is from RefSeq and is a predicted model, not a curated record. Lineage: Eukaryota; Viridiplantae; Streptophyta; Magnoliopsida; Magnoliales; Magnoliaceae.
AUGGAGACUAAGAUUGGAGGAUUUCUCCCGAUGCGGAUCGCUAAGCUGGCAGUGAAAGCAGUUUCCAUUUUCAGAAACAUUGUGCUUGUAGGCCCUACUUGCAUCAAGAAUCGUGUGUCGACAUUUGUAUCUUUUCUUCACUUUCACCAUCUUGCCAAAAAGCUAGCAGAGAAGAAGCCCACUGUAGAGAAGGAGGAGAAAGCUCCUGUAGAAAAGAAGCCAAAAGUAAGGAAGAGGCUUCCAAAGGAAGGAGGAUCGACUGAAGAUGAGAAGAAGAAGAAGAGAUCGAAGAAGAACGUUAGAACUUACAAGAUCUACAUCUUCAAGGCCUUGAAGCAAGUCCAUCCCGACAUUGGGAUCUCCGGCAUGCCCAUGGGAAUCAUAAACAACUUUAUUAACGACAUCUUUGAGAUGCUGGCCCAGGAAUCGUCAAGGUUGGCUCACUACAACGAGAAACCCAUCAUCACAUCGAGGUAG